AUGCUUGAGGACGAGGAGCGAGAGGUGCGUGAGAUGGAUGGGGACAGAGAGAGGGAGGAACGGGAGCGGAAGAGGGAGGAAGAAAAUGAGAGGGAGGAAGAGAGGAAUGUGGAGCGCGAAAAGGGGGACUUGCAGCAAAGGGAAGAAGACGAGAGGAAGAGGGAGGAGGCGAGGAAGGUGGACCGCGAAAAGGAGGAGAAUAGGCAGAGGGAGGAGGAAGAGCGUAAGAGGGAGGAGGUGAGGAAGGUGUGGCGCAAAAAGGAGGAAAAGCGGCAGAGGGAGGAGGAAGAGCGGAAGAGGGAGGAGGAGAGGAAGUCUGAGCGCGAACAGGAGGAGAAGCGACAGAGGGAGGAGGAGGAGCGGAAGAGGGAGGAGGAGAAGAAGGCUGAGUGCGAACAGGAGGAUAAGCGGCAGAGAGAGGAUGAAGAGCGGAAGAGGGAGGAGAAAAAGGAGGAGAAGCGGCAGAGAGAGGAUGAAGAGCGGAAGAGGGAGGAGGCGAGGAAGGUGGAGCGCGAAAAGGAGGAGAAACGACAGAGGGAGGCGGAAGAGCGGAUGAGGGAGGAGGAGAUAAGGGCUGAGCGCGAACAGGAGGAGAAGCGGCAGAGGGAGGAGGAAGAGCGGAAUAAGGAGGAUAAGAAGGUGGAGCGCGAAAAGGAGGAGAAGCGACAGAGGGAGGCGGACGAGUGGAAGAGGGAGGAGGAGAAAAAGGAUGAAGAAGAAAGGGAGAAGCGGCAGAAGGAGGAAGAGCGUAAGAGGGAGGAGGAGAAGAAGGCUGAGCGCGAACAGGAGGAGAAGCGGCAGAGAGAGGAUGAAGAGCGGUUGAGGGAGGAGAAAAAGGUGGCGCGCGAACAGGAGGAGAAUCGGCAGAGGGAGGAGGAACAGCGGAAGAGGGAGAAGGAGAGAAAGGCUGAGCGCAAAAAGGAGGAGAAGCGGCAGAGAGAGGAUGAAGAGCGGAAGAGGGAGGAGGCGAGGAAGGUGGAGCGCGAAAAGGAGGAGAAACGACAGAGGGAGGCGGAAGAGCGGAAGAAGGAGGAGGAGAAAACGGAUGAGGAAGAAAAGGAGGAGAAGCGGCAGAAGGAGGAAGAGCGUAAGAGGGAGGAGGAGAAGAAGGCUGAGCGCGAACGGGAGGAGAAGCGGCAGAGAGAGGAUGAAGAGCGGUUGAGGGAGGAGAAGAAAAAGGUGGCGCGCGAACAGGAGGAAAAUCGGCAGAGGGAGGAGGAACAGUAG
This is a messenger RNA of Closterium sp. Yama58-4, 1227 nucleotides long. The record is from the annotation of a GenBank genome assembly. Lineage: Eukaryota; Viridiplantae; Streptophyta; Zygnematophyceae; Desmidiales; Closteriaceae.